Molecule: messenger RNA, 2844 nt
Organism: Kogia breviceps (pygmy sperm whale)
Lineage: Eukaryota; Metazoa; Chordata; Mammalia; Artiodactyla; Physeteridae
Gene: NVL
Product: nuclear VCP like
Biological process (GO): ribosome biogenesis
Cellular component (GO): nucleus
Molecular function (GO): ATP hydrolysis activity; preribosome binding; RNA binding
Source: RefSeq, a predicted model, not a curated record
AAAGCCCGGGCUGCGGCGACGGAAGCAGAAGCGAUGAAGCCCAGGCCUGCGAGGUUUGUGGAUAAUAAGCUGAAGCAGCGCGUCGUCCAGUACCUCACCAGUAACAGAUGUGGCAAAUAUGUGGACACCGGAGUCUUAGCAUCCGAUUUACAAAGAAUGUACAGUAUAGACUAUGGUCGAAGAAAAAGAAAUGCUUUUAGGAUUCAGGUAGAAAAAGUAUUUAGCAUAAUUAGUAGUGAGAAGGAACUUAAGGAUCUACCCGAAUUAGAAGAUGAACAUCUGGCUAAAAGAGCAAGACACGGUGAAGAGGAUAAUGAAUAUACUGAAAGCUGUUCUGAUGAUGAUUCAAAUAUGGAAGAUUACCCAGAUCCACAGUCAGCAAAUCAGAUGAACAGUUCCCUGCUCUCCUUAUAUCGGAAAGGAAAUCCUGAUUCUGUUUCAAGUACUCCUGAGCUGGAGCAAAGAGAAACCACCAUUUCAACACCACGGAUAACUUCCAAAACAGGCUCCCUUCCUUUGAAGACCCCUGCCAGAGGUUCUGAAGGAGGAUGGUUUAUUGACAAAACCCCGAGUGGGAAGAAAGACAGUUUUUUCUCAGACCUAUCAGAUGAGAAAAGUAAUGAUAAGAAGCCGAUCUCUGAGAUAGAGAAUUCAAAAGAUUCUUCUCUUCUGGAGAGUAAUAAAAAAAGAAAAGGCAGGCUAAACAGCAAAAGAGGCAAAAGGAAGAAAGAAGAUCUUCAGGAAGUAGAUGGAGAAAUAGAGGGUGUCCUGCAAAAGAAAGCUAAAGCCAGGGGGCUAGAAUUGCAGAUCUCCAAGGUGAAGUUUGAAGAUUUUGGAGGCAAUGAUACGACAUUAAAAGAGGUCUGCAAGAUGCUCAUACACAUGCGUCACCCAGAGGUAUACCACCACCUGGGCGUCGUACCCCCACGCGGAGUUCUUCUUCAUGGACCACCCGGCUGUGGGAAGACAUUGCUUGCACAUGCAGUUGCUGGGGAACUUGACCUUCCAAUAUUGAAAGUAGCUGCUACAGAGAUUGUAUCUGGAGUAUCUGGAGAAUCAGAACAGAAGCUGAGAGAACUAUUUGAACAAGCUGUGUCAAAUGCACCAUGUAUCCUUUUUAUUGAUGAAAUUGAUGCUAUUACCCCCAAAAGAGAAGUUGCUUCAAAAGAUAUGGAACGAAGAAUUGUAGCCCAGCUCCUAACCUGCAUGGACGAUCUGAAUACCAUGGCUGCUACAGCUCAGGUCCUAGUCAUCGGAGCUACUAACCGACCAGACUCCUUAGACCCUGCUUUGAGACGUGCAGGAAGGUUCGACCGAGAGAUAUGCCUAGGUAUCCCAGAUGAAGCAUCCAGGGAAAGAAUACUUCAAACUUUGUGCAGAAAACUAAGACUUCCCGAAACUUUUCAUUUUCGUCACUUAGCACACCUAACGCCGGGCUUCGUUGGUGCUGACCUGAUGGCGCUCUGCCGAGAGGCAGCCAUGUGUGCAGUCAACAGGGUCUUAAUGAAGCUGCAGGAGCAGCACAAGAAAAAUCCUGAGGUUGAAGGUUUGCCCUCUGAAGGAGGCCAGGAAGAAAGGAUUGGAGCUGGACCCACUUCUAAAACACAGGUGCUUUCUCUACAGGAUGAAUUGCAAAGGCUCUUGGCGUUGCUAAGGAACCGAGAUCCCCUCUCAGAGGAGCAGCUGCAAGGGCUGUGCCUUGAGUUGAAUGAUUUCAUUGUUGCUCUAUCCUCUGUCCAACCCUCUGCUAAAAGGGAAGGCUUUGUCACUGUCCCUAAUGUGACAUGGGCAGAUAUUGGUGCCCUGGAAGACAUUAGAGAGGAGCUCACCAUGGCAAUAUUGGCACCAGUACGUAACCCAGAUCAGUUCAAAGCUCUUGGGUUGGUAACUCCAGCCGGAGUCCUCCUUGCUGGUCCCCCUGGCUGUGGGAAAACUCUGCUGGCAAAGGCCGUUGCAAAUGAGUCUGGGUUAAAUUUUAUAUCUGUCAAGGGGCCUGAGUUACUAAAUAUGUAUGUUGGUGAAAGCGAGCGCGCUGUGCGACAGGUUUUUCAGCGAGCCAAGAAUUCAGCACCCUGCGUGAUAUUCUUUGAUGAAGUGGAUGCCUUAUGUCCUCGAAGAUCAGUCCGAGAGACAGGGGCAAGUGUCCGGGUGGUAAAUCAGCUACUUACAGAGAUGGAUGGUCUGGAAACACGUCAGCAGGUUUUCAUUAUGGCAGCCACUAACAGACCAGAUAUCAUUGACCCUGCAAUCCUGCGCCCAGGCCGCCUGGACAAAACACUCUUUGUGGGUUUGCCACCUGCAGCAGAUCGUCUCGCCAUCUUAAAAACUAUCACAAAAAAUGGCACCAAACCCCCACUGGAUGCAGAUGUAAAUUUGGAAGCAGUUGCUGGUGACCUUCGCUGUGAUUGCUAUACGGGUGCAGAUCUCUCUGCUUUGGUACGGGAGGCUUCUAUCUGUGCCUUGAAGCAGGAAAUGGCAAGACAGAAAAGUGGAAGUGAAAAAGGUGAACUCAAGAUUAGUCAGAAGCACUUUGAAGAAGCUUUCAAGAAAGUGAAGUCAUCUGUAUCAAAAGAGGAUCAAGCGAUGUAUGAAGCUCUGCAGUGGUCCCUCAGCCGGUGACUUCUCCAGCAGCAGGCCUUCAAGGAGUCCAGUGCAUCGAGCUGCCGGAGAUACCCACGUGCUCUGAGCUGUCCACUUUCAACUUGACACAGAUGUGGUCUCACGUAAGCAUUUUAUCCUCAAAUUAAUGAGGCCAAGUCAGAGCUAAAGAUUCUUCCCAUCUGGCCAACCUUGUACGGAAACACCCUAUACCUCCUGUUGAAGGAAAAGAAAAAAAUUUUUAAC